UCAGCGUGAAGAGGGAGCCGAGCACGGAAGAACCCAGCAGCCCUCUCGAGGCAACGAGUCCCGCUUCCAUCCUGCGCAACAACAACGCGAUGGAUCACGUGAAAAGCCAGGGGACCACAGACCCACUGAAAAUCGGUGGAAAAGGCCGUGCUUGCGUUACCCGAAAAAAGUUUUCCCCUUAGAUCGUUCCGUUGUGCAACGUGGCAAAUAAAGUGAAACUCAGAGAGAAACGAACAAAAUAUAAAGAAGGAAGAGAAAAUACGCGGAGAGGAAGGAAGAAAAGGACGAAGAAAGAAUAUAUAUACACAUAUAUAAACAUAAGCGUAACACAAAGAUAGAAAAAAAGUCAGGGAGAGAGAAAGAGAGAGAAGCAGAGGAGCGGAAAAGGAAAGCGAAAGCAGCGAAUGAUCUCUCGAUCUCAACCAAAAAGGAAAGAUAAUGGGUUGAACCCUCGCAUCGUUUUUAUUUCGAAGCGGAAACCCGGGGAGAGAGAGAGAGAGACAGAGAGAGGGAGAGAGCCAGAAGGGAAAAUAACGAUGUCGAUGAGAACAUGCCCUCGCACGAAGACGAUACCGAGCGUCUUUUCAAACAAUGCUGAACCCUGUCGAAGAUCGCGAUCCCACGGAUUUUCGCAGCCCUCGGGCAACCAGAUAGCUAACGAGAAAGGUCUUCUCUUCCUGUUGUGACACGGUGCCAGUGAAGUGCGGAUUUUUUUCCCCGUUUGUUCGUGCAACCGCUGCCAGGUGCUUCGUAGUUGUUUGCUUUCGCGUUGACACGGGAAAAAGGAUCGUUAAAAAAAGAAAAGGAAAGAAAAAAGAAACAAAGGAAAAGAAAUAGAAUCUUGCGCGAUUAACAACCUUCUAUGAAUCCAAGCACACACAUUUUGUGAUCCACAGUUCUUCGACUUCGUUCAUUUAACAUUUUCAUCUCGAACGAACCACGUCUUUCAUUUUUCUCAUAUUUUCUUUCAGUCUCGCGUUUGUUCCGGUUUUAACCAGCCGCGAGUACCAUCAUCGAUCGUCUCCUCGAGUAAAGAGUAAAGAGCAGAGAGUAGCCUGUUGCUCGGCUAGUGGCAAACAACGCGCUGGAGUAGACGCAAAGAAGAUACAUGUACGUUGUAUAUAAUAAAUCCAUAUAAGUUUCUCUUGGAGCAUAUCAAGACGUAAAGUUGUUGAAUCGGUGAAAUUCGUGACGAGUCGGAUUGAACUCGCCGAUAAGGAUCGGGAGAAAAUAGAAACGUGUCACGGCGAGCGUAAUAAAGCAUCCGCGCGUAAUCGUAUCAGAUUGAAUAAUAGGCUGCUCAAGGCUACCGAAAAGCAUUGCCCCCGGCCGCCAGUGUCUGGAGAAUAACGAGAAUCGUAUGAACGGGAGCAACGCAUAAUGUGUUCGAAGGCGCUUUGAAGGAGAGAGAUUAACAGAUAAAACGCGCUCUCUGGCCAAGCCGUGGACGUGCCAAAAUUGUUCGUCAGUUGCCUGCGGACAGCUUCAUUGAGAAUCUGCCUGAGGAGUAACGGCCAGUGACCUCGGUUCAACCGCUCUCGAGAGCUCCGUUCGAGAGGAAUGCUUUCUCGAAACCGUAGCAUCGCGAAACCUGACGAUCUUCUUGCGAAAACGUCGUCCUUUUCGCCCUCUUCGUCUUUUUCGUCGUCUUCUUCGUCUUCCUCGUCAUCUCCGUGCCUGUCGUCGACGUUCCACCGUUGGUGAAUCGGUCCGCGAGAAAACGAGAUGUGCUCGACGAUCGUUCGCGCGUAAAGUUUCCAGGUAACACGCUGUUUGGAGGAAAGCCGAGCGAGUGGAUCGGGAAUUUUAUCGAAGUUGGACCGACGCUGCAUUCGACGAGGAUCAAGCAAUUCGUAGAAACGCGGAGUGCCUCGUUCAGGUACUUUUCGCAUUUUUCGUUCUUUCUUUUUUUUCUUUUUUUUUUUUUUUUCUUAUUGCGUGUGCUCAAGGGAUUGAACGAAAAGAUAUCACGGGGAUAAAGAGCAUAGAUGUGUGUCGUUUCGCGGACUGUUCCUUUCGCUGGUGAUACACCAGUGAAUAUCCGGUGGGCACGAAGGUGACGCGCGAUUCGUGAACCUCCUAAAGACCGUUUCGUUGCUGUGUUCCGUUUCUUCGUCGUGCGACGAAACUUGCAGUUCUGAACGCAGGAUAUAUGUUUAUAAAUCAGCAGUGACACCUCCUCGAUUCGUUAAACGAGAAACAUCUUCGUACAAGGAUCAGUUCGAUUCUCAGUUCUUCGCCGAUCUUAAGAACGGCGCUCUCGCGUCAAAUCCUUGAUCGAGAAUAAUAUUUCAUAACGAUACCGUGGUACAGUGGUUACGUACUUGAACGUACGAAGAAGGAAGAGGCAAAGAAUAAUUACAGAGACAUAUAGCAAGCAUAAAGAAAAAAGGGUCUCCUAUAAAUCUCGACAUAGAAAAGUGAUGAACAUCGAGCCGGACGCGAAUCGAGUCACGUAGCGAGUCGAGUACGCGAAUGGUGACCGCAGUUGGUACCGAGGUGCGCGAUCACCGACGUCAUUAUCACCAUUACCUCUUCGUACAAUGGACGUUUUCAAAAUCGAUCAGUCGCUGAGCGCGGGUCUGGGUAGCGCCCCGGCGCCAGACACCCUUACACCGGAAGUGUCGUUCGACGCUGGUAGUGAAUUCAAUCUGAGCUUCUUCGACGGACCGGAGGAGAACAGCACCCAAGGCUUCAGCGAUCCCGGUUCCGUUGGUAGCGCCAGCGCAUCGCCUCCACCUGGAACACCAGCCAGCAUCCCUGUAAAUCCUCCGAACGCCGCCCUACCGAUUGUCCAAGUGCCCCCUGGCAUCGUCAUUAAGCAAGAGCAACAUUACGCGGCUGCCGAUUCGAACAGUUCGACGCCCGCGAAGAGUUUCGUGGCCUGUAGAGUUUGCGGUGACAAAGCGAGCGGUUAUCAUUACGGCGUAACCAGCUGCGAGGGCUGCAAAGGCUUCUUUAGAAGAAGCAUUCAAAAGCAAAUAGAAUACAGGUGUCUGAAGGACGGCAAUUGUUUGGUCAUCAGAAUAAGUCGGAAUCGCUGCCAAUACUGCAGAUUCAAGAAGUGCCUAGCUGUCGGCAUGUCCAGGGAUUCCGUUAGAUACGGCAGGGUGCCGAAACGUUCGAGGGAACGCGGCCCCGAAGACACAGUACCGACCACCACGUCAACGACCACUACCACCGGAGUACAACAACUCACGUCCCCUGCUGGUGCUAACAAUAACAAUAAUAACACCAACAACAAUAACAACAACACCAGCAGCCAAAACAAUAACAACAACAGCCAAGCACAGAACGCUAUACCGUGUGUGCCGCCAGCUGCUGUGGUAGAGGCAGAUCAGUCAGACGCGGACGUGAAACAGUUGGCGGUUUACGACGUGAUACUUCAAGUUUCUCAGGCGCAUCACGCUCACUGUGGCUUCACCGAGGAAUCAACGAGGGGCAUCGUCCGGAAACCGAUGAUAAUACCGGCGAGUACUUCUUCGCAGCCCGCCAGUCCAGAGGACCCAGAGGCGGCAUCCUCGACAGCAGAAACAGUUGAAUCGCAAAGGAUCUGGCUUUGGCAACAAUUCGCCACUAGGAUAACGCCAUCGGUACAAAGGGUGGUGGAGUUUGCCAAAAGGGUGCCAGGAUUUUGUGAUCUUUCGCAGGACGAUCAAUUAAUUCUGAUUAAGGUCGGUUUCUUUGAAGUCUGGCUAAGCCAUAUCUCAAAGAUGACCACUGACAGUUCGAUGACAUUCGAGGAUGGUACUUAUAUCACUAGGCAACAAAUGGAAUUGAUGUACGAGCCAGACUUCGUGUCUGCUUUGAUGCAAUUCACUUCGGCCUUAAACGCCCAUCAACUGUCGGACACCGAAUUGGGCCUUUUCUCCGGCGCCGUGCUUCUGGGUGAAAGACCAGGUCUGAACGACGUGAAAACAGUGCAGAGGCUUCAGGAUCGUCUUUUGGAGGCGCUGAAAGUUCAAGCGUUACGAAAUCACACGGUUUCCGGCGAGGCUACUUCCGCGGGAGGUUGUUCCGGUGUCUCGAGCGUCUCACAAAGGAUACCAGAAUUAAGAACUCUGGGUGCCAGACAUGCGAAUCUGCUCGACUGGUUCAGGAGGAACUGGACCAAGCUCAAAUUGCCACCCCUGUUUGCCGAGAUUUUCGACAUUCCUAAGUGUGAAGAAGAUCUUCAGUGAAGAGAAUGUUUCAGAGUACAUCGAGUUAAUUCGACGAGAAUGAACGGCCCUGCCGGAAGAGUCUUUCUAAUUGCCGGUGUUCAUCGCACAAAUGCAGCUCGGACAUCGAGGACGAUUUGUUUUCGCUCGUUGGCGGUGACGUACAGCGGUACGAUGACGAGACGACGAUUCGAUUCGAACGAAAAAAGAAAAAAAAUAGGAAGCCACCGAUAUGGCGACUCGAUCUUCGCCAUCAUCGAGAUCCAUCUUGUGCUCUUCACUUUGUUUCACUCGUACAGGCUGGGAAGAUGGAUCGUUUGGCAAGGCGAAGGGUACAGAUUGCUGAUCGAAACACUCUUGACACGAUAUACGAAGAGAAAGAGAAAAUUUAUCCGAUUAACAGGAAUAGAACGAGCUAUACAAUGCGAACAAUCGACGAUUGGAUCGAUUACGUAUUGGACGAAGUAUAUAUAUAUAUAUAUAUAUAUUACAUAGGUGUGUGUAUGUGUGUGUAUAUAUAUAUAUAUAUACGACGAGUGAAUAACUUUUAAAAAGUUACUAGAUUUUGAAAAAGAAAAGUACUCUUUCUUUGAGAUAAUUAUAAAGGCAAGCCCUCCUUCGAUUGUUCUAAAUCGUGCAAGGGUAGGUAGAGAGUUCAAAAGGGGAUUUUCAAGUAGAAGGAAUUUGUAUCAUUCGCUAUACGUGUGCAAUAAGACGCACUAAUCCAACGAAAGCAUUUUAAAUAAGUACAUAGUCAAGUCGGUGAGCAAGGGAAUCAAGUUUCGUAUCAUGUUGGUCUGGCGCAUAUCGUUGAUUGCAAUAAAGCGACGCAGUGAUCGAACACGCGUCGCAUCAAAAAGAUAGCACAAAAUCGUGAUCGCUUUACAAGGCACGUUUAUUAUUACGAUUUUAUCCAGUUAAAAUAAUUGUCAAGCGAAUUUUUCGGAACCUUGGCUAAUCGAGGAUCGUAUAAACGUUCAAAGUGCAGUCCGUGUGCAGCGAUCUGUCGAAAACAGUGAUCGAAAAUCUCACGAAUACAUACGAGUACAAGGUGCAACGUCGAACUUGUAAACAUAUCGAGAACAUAAUAUCAUAUUUUUUUCAUGCAAUCGACUCUCAAAAAAUACCGUUUCCAUCCCCCAGUGUGAAAACUGUGACUCAAUAGAUAGCUGCACGUUCACGCGAUCGCAAAAGAGAAUAAAUAUAUAAAUAAAUAUGGUGGUACGUACAUAUAAAUGAUACACGCAUGUUGCAACGUGGACGAAUGCAUGCGCGUACAAAACUGACACUUAGACACUUAAUAUACAUAUACAAAGUAAAAAGUUUCACGCUAUAUAAAAGCUCAAAAGGAAAUCUUUAUAGGACGUAUCUCUCUAGAUGCAUCCGCUACGAAUCUCAAUCUAUGCAAUCUCUAUUUUUAUUACUUGACAAGUAGUAUAGUGAAUUACCUUUAUGGAUAUUGUUGCGUCGCUUCAGGGUGUUCCGCGGAAAGUGAGAAUAACAUGCUCGAAGUUGUUCUUUCGUUAAGACUUCUAAAAUUCUCGGUAUAAGGAUUUUUAGUGAAUAAAUAUCUCGCGUACGUAACGAAAAAAAGAAACGAAGAAAAAUAAAAGUUAAAGAAUUGAACGUUGUGUAUAAUAAUAUAAUGUACUUGUUACGUUGAACUGUUGUAUUUGUUAUCGAUCCACGGCCGAAAAUCGUUUUCCGAUCGUUGAUAAAAUCCUGAAGUGAGCAUGUUUGAAUCUUCGAACUCUUGAACGCUAAUAAUUCUCUGACAAUGACUAGCAUGUAACGUGUAUCGAUAUGUAAUUAAUAUACAUAUACAUAUGUAUAUAUACAGUGGUGGAUAACAGAACAUCUAAGGAAUUAAAUCAUCAUAGUGAACGCUAUAAUUUAUUAAGGAGGAACUAUAUUUUAUAACACGGGUCACAGUAUAGUAUGAGAAUAUAUAUGAUCUGAAAAAGGAUGAAACAAAUAAUUAUAUGUAUAGGGACGAGAAAGAAUGUAUUUUAUUUGAAGAAAGCAAUAUUUUAAACAAGAAAUGAAAGAUUCGUUAGACAAAGUAGUAUAAAUUUAAUUGCAACAUUUUAUCGAUAUAUUUACGCCGAAUUUAAGAUUUAAUGUUCUUUUAGAUUUUCUUUUGGUCUGAUUGAAUUUCUUAUUCCAUUAUCAAUUUUAUGAUGUUCGCUCGUGGAUAAUUUAUGGAUUUACAUUACUUUGUAAAAGAUACUAUUAAUAGAUUUUCCUAUUAAGUCCUAUUAUAUGAAUACAACUUCACAAACGAAUGAAUAUCUACAUAUCAGAGAGAGGGAAUUUCAUAAAUCAAUCAUACAAAUAUUAGCAUUAAACAUACAGUUACGCAAAUACAUAAAAAUAUGAAUUUUCAACCUUUUCUUUAGCCAUCACUGUAUAUAUUAUAUAUUCAUUGUGAGAAAUGAAGAAAAUGUAAGUUUAUCUAUUAGAGAAAUUAAUGUUUUAUCUAGCGUCGUACUUAAAUUAAAUAUAAUAUAUCGUCGAUAUAUCACUGUCGCUAAAAAAAAAGGAAAGAAAAUGUGAAAAAGACUAUCUUCACGAUAACUAGAAGGAGGAGAAAAAAUUCCAACUCUAAGCGCUCACAUCAAGUUGUGAAUAAACAUAUCAUACCUAAUUAAUAUAUUGAACAAAGAAGGGAGAUAUCAUCGUUUAAUAUAAUAUAAAUAUGAGUCUAUAUAUAUAUUAAAAUAUAUAUAUAUAUAUAAAGAUUAUAAAUCUAUAUGCAAGAAAAAUAGUUAUUAAACGCAUUAUGUCGAAUGAGCGUAGAUCUACAAUAGUAGGCCAUUUUUCAAUCCAUUAAGGCAACAAAAAUUUAUAUGCGUGUACAUUCAUACACAUGCGCAUACGUAUACACACGUGAACGUAAUUAUAAUUUUCUUUUUCCUAUUUCUGAUUCCUCUGAUAAAAAAAAAAAAAUCAACAACCGAAUGCUUCUCUCGGCUCUCUUACAAUCUACCAAAACAGAUCUGCGCGAAAAUAUGAUGUAAUAAGAGAGGAAAGCACGUGCAGCGAAUCGUGCUGGAAUAUCUUUUAAAUUAUUACUAAUAUCUUGUCCUCUUCGUCGCGAGACACGUAAAGGAGGAAAAUUUCAAUAAAAUGUAAACAAAUCAAGUCACUUGAUAUACCUAUAUGUAUGUAUGAGAAUUUUUAUGUGUACAUAAAUUCUGCAACUUGAAUCGAUUUAGUGGCUGUCCUAAUCAUCUAUAUUAAAGUAGAAACGAAAAUGAAGAGAGAAAAAGUUACGACAUUUUCCUCCUGUGAUAUUUGAAUUGCGAUUCGUUUGUUUCUUUCUUUCUAUUUUCUAUCUUCUUUUUUUCAAAAUUUCUAGUCCCCACGACUUAUUCGUCAAGUUAACAGUCGCGUAACACGAUACGCUCGUAAACGUUGUUGGAACACGUUAAUCGAAACGGCCAAAUACUUAAAUAACGAUAUUAAUAUAAACUAUAAUGAUCGCUCGAUCAGGCCGGCCAAUCAUCUUUACUGGAUUUCUCCUAUUGAACUCAAUGCUAUCGCUACAUAAGUCAUUGAAUCUCAUAAACGUUCAAAAAUAUGCUAUAUUCCAAUCGCAUAACCUCAAUUUGUUUCACAUCACACAUCAAAUGUAGUUGAUUCGUUUUUGUAAAUUGUCCGACUAUUAUUUCAUCAUAAUUCGAUAAAUAAAUGAUUGGCCGGCAUAAUCAGAAAAGCUAAUAAGAAUGAGAAUCGAUGUUAUAUUGUUUAAAUUAAAGUGUAAUAUCCUUUCUUUUUCUUUCCCUCGUCUCGUGUUCCGAACGAAGCGCAAAAUCGCCUUUUCCUCUUUACACGUUUCCUCUCAGUCUCGUUUCCAUUCUCCCCGUUCCAUCCACUUUAAUCUCGUGUGCUAUUUGCUCUCAUAUGCUACUUUUUAACAUUGAGAUUUCGGUCAUGGUGCUAUAAUAUCUGUACAUAUACUGUGGGAAUCGUUGUGUAAUCAAUGUACCAUUAUUAUUAAUAUUAUUCGAACUAUAAUCGCAUCCAAUAUAGCUAUUAUUAUUAUUUUAUUAUUUUGAUAUACUCAUAUUUACAUGACCGUUACGUUUAACAAUACAUCAACUUAUAAAUUUGUCUCGUAAUUUGCGCACGAAUAUUGGGAAACGCUAACAAAGAAAAAAAGAUGGCGAUUCCUUUCAUUUCAGAGAUAAAAAUAUAUAGUAAAUAUAUAUAUAUAUAUAAAUAUAUACAUAUAUUCCGCCCGUAAAACAGGACUCUGCAAUAAUCAUGAUUUUGUUUGAUAUUGAUUCUAUGAUUGUAUAUUUAUAGAUAAGUUGAGCUCAAGCGUGCAUCUCGUUGCGUACGCUAUAUCGCAUAUAUUAUACAUACUCUUCAUUUUUAUAUAGGCGAGAUAUCGACUGCAUACUAUAUCUAUACCGGAUGUUUUGUAAAUCGUAAAACAAUCAGGAAAGUAGAAGAUUCCACGGUCAAAUACAAGGCGAUCCCGAAAAUAAAGGUAUUACUGAAUCUGAAGCAUCUAACAUCUUUGACAGAAACUUGACGAUAACCUAAAUAGUACUUUCUACAUUAUAUGUUAGGUAGAUUUGUGCGAGGUCGUCCUACAUCCGGCACAGAAUCUGCACGGUUCUUCUCUGAUCGAUUCACGAUUUAUAAAACAGCCUAUGUAUAAAACGAUAUAUCGAAGUGAUUGAGGUGACGAUGACGAUGGAUGACGGCGUGCCAAGCAAGGCGGGAAUUGUUCUUUAAAAGCAAAAAAAAUAUAAUAUUACAUAUAUAUGUAUAAAAUAAUAUAAACGACGAUAAUGAUAUUAAGGUAAAUAAGUACGACAAAACGACUGCUCUAUACUGCUAAAGUACAAAUGUUUCAUUUAUUUGUUUUAUAAAAACGAUAUCGAUUUGUUAGAGAUUAGGUUUAAUGCGUGCACGCUCAAGCGCGCGAUGUACGUGUAAUUAUAUUUAUUUGUUAAUCUCUCCCUAUAUCUUUCUCUCUCUCUCUCUCUCUCUCUCUCUCUCUCUUUCUUUCUUUCUUUUCCUCUCUCAAGUAUAAUAAUGUGGCCCCUCCAUCUACAUAUAUAGCGUCCUAACGUGACGCAUACACAAUAACGUGAUACGCUCAUGCUCGCUCAUUUCACGUUCACCACGACAUCUAAUUUCACACGCAAUCCACAUAUCUCUCCUGCCGUACUUAUGUAAUAGUCGCAUGACAUAUGACAGUUUGGUCCUAGUAAUAUAUGGGUGCGUACAGGUACAUAAGGAUACGAAAUUCGUCGUUUUCGUCGUAACACGCACAGAUUUUGAGCUCCUCAUACCCCUCUCACGGAUAAUCACCAUGGUGGUGUCAGAUGAUCGAUGCUGAAUAGCAGGAAAUAUAACUUACAAACUAUAGCUAACAGAAUGGUUCUUUUUGUGCAGCGUUUCCCAAUCGUUUCCAUUUUUGCCAAUUAACUUAACGAGCCUUGAUCUUUUAUGUUUUCUAAUUAAACUUUUUACCAUUUGUAAUUAUGAAGAUAUCGUAUUGUGUUCGUUCUGAAAAGGUGGAAAGGUGUAUGUAAUAUAAAGAAAAUCUUAUGAACUCAUGAACUACCUUUGGAUAGAAUAUCUGCUUACUAUUUCUAAACUAAACAUUUUCACUUUUUGUAAACAAUAUGUAGAUUGGGAAAUGUUGAUUUGUUUAAUCAAGAUGCGACAAUAAUACGUAUAUAUUGUUUAAUGGCAAAGCAAUAAAUUGUAUAAGUACGACUACUUAUGAAAUUAUAAUGACGUGACGUGAUUCAGCAAUUUUGUUCCUUAGAUACAACAAAUGAUUUCAACUACUGUUUUGUCGUUGUAAAAUGUUUUAAUUCAUUUGUGCUCAAAAUGUCGAAAACAAUGCAUGAAUUUUAAGAAACUUUCAUGUUUUAAUUCAGAAUAUUAUUGCCAGAUAAAAGCGUGAAAAAUAUUUUUCUAACAAAAAGGACACUAAUUUUUUAAUACGCCUCUACUACGAAUAAUAGUUCCGAGCAAAGAUGAAUUAAAAUGAAUUUAAUAUUUCAUACAACGCUAUUUGUAUUACAGAUUCAAUAAAUACGUUAUUAUUGUCGUUGCUUGAUUCAAUCAUAUAUUCAGCGUUAUAUUUCCAUCUCAUUCAUGGGUGUUCAUUAAAUAUUAUUUUCUCUUUUAUAUUACUUCACCUACGAUCGUACUUAAUCGCAUCAGUAUCGUUUCAUCCGAUAACCGAUUAAUUUCCGACAUAUCAGAAUAUAUUCUGCUAAAUCGAAUAGCAAUUCAAUUAACAUUUAAUCCUUUCGCAAUGCAAUAUGUUUUCCCUAUUUUCCAUCAGGCGGCCUGCAUUAAUUUAUUGUACAAUUAAUACACGCUUCUGUUCGCAUGAAUAUCUUAGCGCGAAGUAUUUUUAUGAUGUAUAAAUAAUUUUGAGAGAAUUAUAUAUGACAUUUAAUUUGAAAUAAAAUUACACAUGAUAAGGUACGCAAUUUAAAUUAAUUCGACAAAUGCAAAGAGUUUGAGUAAAUAGGGAAAACAACGGAAGAAAUAAAAUAAAACAAAGUAAUUAACCGGAGAAAGAAUCGCUAUUGAAACUAUUGGAUGAUUCACGAAAUUGGAAUCCAAAGGAAAUGCAAUGGAAAGUAAUUGUCAUGCUGUUCGUAAUGCAUCACGAUCUAACGGAUGCACGAAGAAAUAAAGAAACAAAAUAAUGUAUGUAUAUCUCUAUCAUACAUACCGUCGCAAUAAUCGAUCGAUAUUUUAUAUUUUUUUUUCCUGUAAGACAAAAGUUUGUCCACUUUAGCUCUUUGCAAAUAUGCGCGUAUCGAUCGUAUUUUUGUAAAUCCUCUAGAAACCGAUUUCAUCUGAAGUUCACGCUGCCGAUAUUGAACGUCUCAUAACGUAAAAUUGUUUUGCAACGAAUCGCGAUAAAAAGAAAAAAACGAACUAGAUCGCAGAGAGUUAAAAUGCUCGGACAACGUUUGUCGACGGUAGAAUACUUGACCAUUUGAGUGCAGAGGAUCGUGACCGCGUUCCUCGAUACUCGGACAAGAAAUACGAAAAGCACAGAAACGCUUCUCAUAUUUCUUCCGUUAUAAAACAACUAUUGGACAUGCACAACAUCGUAUGUCCAGCAGUUGUGCCUUUACAUUGAGAAAAUCGUUCGUGAUUCACUGUUAUUUGAUCAGUAUCAGUUAAUAAACUUUUUAAAUAGUGUUAAAAAAUAAAGGCAACAUUUCUUUCUGUCUCGAAUCCUUCAUUUUACCCAAACUCCCAAAACACAUUCUAUUAUUUAAAAUCUACAAUUUAAAUGUAUACAUAAAACUACUCUCUGCACUCAAAUGGUUCAAUCAAUGUUUAACGAGAUUUUAAUUGUCGUAUAAGAUCGUUUUGCGAUAACAAAUACAGGCGAGCUGAAACAAUCGGAAUGGAAUUAAAUUAAAUUAAUUAUAUAAACUGUAAUGAAUUUAACUUGAAUCUCGAAUGCAUACUUUUUAGUAAACACUGUUGAUACAAUGAUAGUGUAAAUGGAUUAAAAAAUCUUGUAUGUGUGUUAGAAUUAUUCGUAGACAAUUAGAAAACGUAAAGUUUCUUAGUCGUUCACAUUCAUGGCUUCCUUCUUUCGUAUUUCCGCUCAUACUUCGUCACGCAAAGAUGGAAAAUUCAACUAUUAGUCAUUUGUCCAAUUAGCUUAAUAUAUAAUGUCGAUAUUUUAAAAACAACAGUAUCGAUAAAAUCGACUUUCGAUCUGAUCAGAUAAAUGUUUAAUUAUUAUUCGAAAUUGUUUUAGAGGUUAGAAACUGGUCGAAACGUCUUCUGUAGUUCACAGUGGGAAGAUAUACGAAAAAUUGCGAUGCAAUACAAUAUUAUGAAAGUUACUACUAAAUGUAAUUAUCAGAAACAUGUUUCCAUAAAAUUGUUUUAAUUAAUAUUCUGUUAAAUAUUUCCUUUCUUGUAAUAACAGAGUUAAAAAUAUUUUUCACAUGGUUA
Bombus terrestris (buff-tailed bumblebee) is the source of this 12134-nucleotide messenger RNA. RefSeq names its product ecdysone-induced protein 78C (gene Eip78C). NCBI's taxonomy places the organism in Eukaryota, Metazoa, Arthropoda, Insecta, Hymenoptera, Apidae. Gene Ontology annotation, molecular function: nuclear receptor activity; sequence-specific DNA binding; zinc ion binding. The coding region runs from base 2544 to 4181 and encodes 545 amino acids. The record is from RefSeq and is a predicted model, not a curated record. The transcript has 8 exons. Gene Ontology annotation, biological process: regulation of DNA-templated transcription.